Molecule: messenger RNA, 1177 nt
Organism: Dufourea novaeangliae
Lineage: Eukaryota; Metazoa; Arthropoda; Insecta; Hymenoptera; Halictidae
Product: Wilms tumor protein homolog
Exons: 4
Coding region: 1-957 (318 amino acids)
Biological process (GO): regulation of transcription by RNA polymerase II
Molecular function (GO): DNA-binding transcription factor activity, RNA polymerase II-specific; RNA polymerase II cis-regulatory region sequence-specific DNA binding
Source: RefSeq, a predicted model, not a curated record
AUGACGGACGAAUUGUUGUUCUCUGCGUUGGGUCUAACCACGGACGCAGGCGUCGAGAGGCAACUGUUCUCCACAAGCGCGAUCAACGGCCUAGCCACCUGCGAGUUCGACGUGUCGUCGUCGUCCUCUGCGUCGUCUUGCGGAACGACACCGCGUAGUGACGACUCGGAGACGAUCGACAGCUGUAUCAACAACAUCGCCAAUCCUAUCGAAUGUUACACGGACCUGACAUGCCCGACGAAGCUACCGCUGACCGAGUGGUCCAACAAUACAUCCACUCCCUCAGGGUGUUUUAGCGAGCUGAGUGAGCUAGACUCGGAAUUGGAAUGGUGCCUAGAUAAAAGUUGGAACUCCGGCCUCCCAGAAAGGACACCGAUGUGCACCGCGGGCUGCGAGGGUUUUCUACACUUACCCCUGCCAAAUCCCCAACAAACGUAUCAACACGAGGAACCGUUAUGGGUGCUCGGAAUCGAUUUGCGAGCCCUCGAGGAUACAUUUGAAACGAACGGAAUAGAUUACAACAAUAAUCAACUAGGAGAGAAUCUCAUCUCGUCAGCAGCUACAGCGGCACUAGCAACACACGACUACACUAAUCGUAGUUUGGCAAACGCGGCCGAGGACCGAUGCUUUCCUUGCACUUACCAAGGAUGCGUCAAGGUUUACGCAAAAGCAUCCCACUUGAAGGCCCAUUUACGCCGUCACACGGGGGAGAAACCAUUCGCCUGCACGUGGACCGGAUGUGGAUGGCGCUUCAGUCGGUCGGACGAGCUAGCCAGGCACAGGAGAUCCCAUUCCGGUGUCAAGCCGUACCCAUGCGAGAUGUGCUCGAAACGAUUCGCCCGGAGCGAUCAUUUGGCCAAGCAUCGCAAGGUGCACAGAAAGAACGCGUACCCAUUGUUCCACGGUGGUAGAGGGUUACGUGGCGGGAAAAUGAACAUUGUACCAACGGAGAUCUAGCGAAUUCCCCUUUGCGUAACGCACCGACGAUGAACGAAAUAACAUUGAAAGAAUUUUCUCUCUCUCUCUCUCUCUCCCCCCUCCCUCUCUCUUUCUGUGUGUGUGUGUGGUUUUUAUACGCAAUGUACUUAACCGAGAAUUAUCAACAGACUCUCGACGCAUGAACGAGGACAACGAUGGGCCUCUCCCGUGGACAUUCCUCGAGAACGAAUAAGAUUCU